Molecule: messenger RNA, 1584 nt
Organism: Baudoinia panamericana UAMH 10762
Lineage: Eukaryota; Fungi; Ascomycota; Dothideomycetes; Mycosphaerellales; Teratosphaeriaceae
Exons: 1
Coding region: 1-1584 (527 amino acids)
Biological process (GO): microtubule-based movement
Source: RefSeq, a predicted model, not a curated record
AUGGCGGCACCGCCGUCACCCUCUGCCGACUACUUUGCCGGUCGUCAAACUGCGCGCACGCGACCUCCACCGACCGUGCUUCCGGAGAGGCAGCGGACUGGCGGAGGCCCGGGAACACCUGGAUCGCCGCGCACUCCAGUACUCGGUCGAAGCAUCUCCUCUCAGUUUGCAUCACCGGGUAGCUACCGCGGAGAGCAGGAGGACACUGUAGUCUACGAGCUUGGCGCAAGGCAUAUAUCUGCCGGCUUUGCGGGAGAGAGUAGGCCGAGAUGCAUUCUGCGCUUCCACCCAGACAUGGGACGUAGAGUGGGCGAGUACAGACAGUACGAUCCGCAGUAUACCUCUUCACGGCGCGGCAGUACUAAGCGGAACGCGUGGGGCGAUGGCUAUGAGCUCUAUCGUACGGAUUGUAGGGGUCUUGAUCUUGGCUUGGUGCACGACAAGCUCGAGCGAGCCGUGCGUACUGUGCAUGCGGACUUCUUACAGCUUGAUCAGAAGCCUCGUAAAGCCGUACUUGCCGUGCCUUCUUUGCUGCCGACGCCACUACUUGAGGUUGCGCUACGAAUACUAUUCAAUCACUACGCACAGCCACCUUCUGUGCAGAUCUUGAGCACGCCAAUACUGGCAUGCGUAGGAGCUGGACUUCGCAAUGCUCUAGUAAUCGAACUAGGAUGGGAGGAAAUCGUCAUCACUGCCGUUGGUGAAUAUCGGGAGGUGUUUCAACGGCGUAGCGUAAGGGCAGGAAAGCGGUUGAGCGAGAUCACGGCGUUGAUGCUGCAGGACGAAGUCAAGAAGGCCAACCCAGGCGAGGAGGGCAAAGUAGACUUUGCUCAUGCGGAGGAUGUUGUCGAAAGACUAGGCUGGUGUAAGCCGCAGCCUCAGCAGUCCAGCGCAAACGAGAAGGAGACCAUUAAGCAGAUACCACUUCCUGACGGACAGUCCACUUCAAUGGCGGUGCCGUUCAGCCGUCUCUCGGAGCCCGCAGAGGACCUGUUCUUCACGGCUUCAGACCUGCAAGACUUGGAUGACAACGAUCUCCCGCUCCACGUCCUCGCUUAUCGCGUUCUUCUCGCCCUACCACUCGACCUUCGUGCACUCUGCAUCUCACGAAUAGUUCUCACAGGCGGCUUAGGGAGUUUUCCGGGCCUUCGGUCCCGUCUGCUCUGCGAGCUCAACGAACUGGUUGGGAAGCGCGGCUGGGAUCCCGUCGCCAAGUAUGGCAGCGCCACGGCUUGGCAUGAGCGAACACUUAGGGAAAGAAGCGCCAACAUUGCAGCAGCUCGGCAAGCUGGCACCGACGGAGAAUCGUCGGCGAACCCUACGAAGCAGGCAGCGCCGGACUUUGUCCCGGCGAGACACAGGAAGCACGACGAUAUUAAGGACCACGUCACGCUGAAGUCUGAACGUAAUCACGGCGCUAGACCGCAAGAUAUUAUCGUCAAAGGUGUUGUCCGUGGGGUCGAGACGCUGGGCCCGUGGGCCGGCGCCAGUAUGGUAGCAAGUUUGCGAAUCAAGGGAGUGCGCGAAGUGGAGAGAGAAGACUUCCUCAAGCAUGGCCUUAAGGACGGCGCUGCAGUAUAUUGA